Messenger RNA from Sebastes umbrosus (honeycomb rockfish), 2429 nucleotides. Its product is annotated as NACHT, LRR and PYD domains-containing protein 12-like. Gene Ontology annotation, molecular function: protein binding. NCBI's taxonomy places the organism in Eukaryota, Metazoa, Chordata, Actinopteri, Perciformes, Sebastidae. The record is from RefSeq and is a predicted model, not a curated record.
AGAAUCAUCUCACACAUCAAGACAUCCAGGAGCCUCCACAUCAUGUGUCUAAUCCCAGUCUUCUGCUGGAUCACUGCUACAGUUCUGGACCACAUGUUGACUACAGACCAGAGAGGAGAGCUGCCCAAGACCCUGACUGACAUGUACUCACACUUCCUGUUGGUUCAGACAAAGAGGAAGAAGCAGAAGUACGUGAGGGACAGUGAGACGAGUCCACAGGAGCUGACGGAGGCUGACGGGGAAGUUCUUCUGAAGCUGGGGAGGCUGGCGUUUGAACAGCUGGAGAAAGGAAACAUCAUGUUCUACCAAGAAGACCUGGAGCGGUGUGGUCUGGAUGUCACAGAGGCCUCGGUGUACUCAGGAGUUUGUACAGAGAUCUUCAAAAGAGAGUGUGUGAUCUUCCAGAAAACAGUCUACUGCUUUGUUCACCUGAGCAUUCAGGAGUUUCUGGCUGCAGUCUACAUGUUCCACUGUUACACAGACAGGCAACACAAAGGUACUGAAGGCUUCCUGGGAAAAACAUAUGUUCAUUCAACCCUGGAUGACUUCCUGAAGAGAGCCAUGGAGAAAUCCCUUGAAAGUGAAAAUGGCCACCUGGACCUGUUUGUUCGCUUCCUUCAUGGCCUCUCUCUGAAGUCCAACCAGAGACUCUUAGGAGGUCUGCUGGGUCAGACAGACAACAGUCCAGAAAUCAUCCAGAGAGCCAUCAACAACCUGAAGGAGAUGAACAGAGAUAAAACCUCUCCUGACAGAAGCAUCAACAUCUUCCACUGUCUGACGGAGAUGAACGACCACUCGGUACAUCAGGACAUCCAAGAGUUCCUGAAGUCAGAGAACAGAUCAGAGAAGAAACUCUCUUUGAUCCACUGCUCAGCUCUGGCCUACAUGCUGCAGAUGUCAGAGGAGGUUCUGGAUGAGUUGGACCUGCAGAAGUACAACACAUCAGAGGAGGGACGACAGAGACUGAUUCCAGCUGUGAGGAACUGCAGAAAAUUUCUACUUUCUGGCUGUCUGAUCUCAGAUACUCACUGUGAAGUUGUGGCCUCAGCUCUGAAGUCCAACCCCUCCCAUCUGAGAGAGCUGGACCUGACUUACAACGACCUGAAGGAUUCAGGAGUGAAACCGCUUUCUGCUGGACUGAAGAGUCCAAACUGUAGACUGGAGACUCUGAGAUUGAGUGACUGCAGUUCGUCAGAGAUCAGCUGUGCUUCUCUGGCCUCAGCUCUGAAGUCCAACCCCUCCCAUCUGAGAGAGCUGGAGCUGAGCUCCAACGACCUGCAGGAUUCAGGAGUGAAGGUCCUGUGUGGUUUUCUGGAGAGUCCACACUGUAGACUGGAGACUCUGAGAUUGAGUGUCUGCAGUUUGUCAGAGAUCAGCUGUGCUUCUCUGGCCUCAGCUCUGAAGUCCAACCCCUCCCAUCUGAGAGAGCUGGAGCUGAGUGACAACAACCUGAAGGAUUCAGGAGUGAAGCUGCUUUCUGCUGGACUCGAGAGUCCAAACUGUAGACUGGAGACUCUGAGAUUGAGUGUCUGCAGUUUGUCAGAGAUCAGCUGUGCUUCUCUGGCCUCAGCUCUGAAGUCCAACCCCUCCCAUCUGAGAGAGCUGGAUCUGAGUAACAACAAGCUGCAGGAUUCAGGAGUGAAGCUGCUUUCUGCUGGACUGAAGAGUCCAAACUGUAGACUGGAGACUCUGAGAUUGUGGGGCUGCAGUUUGUCAGAGAUCAGCUGUGCUUCUCUGGCCUCAGCUCUGAAGUCCAACCCCUCCCAUCUGAGAGAGCUGGAUCUGAGAUUCAACGACCUGAAGGAAUCAGACGUGAAGCUGCUGUCUGAUCUUGUGGAGAGUCCACACUGUAGACUGGAGACUCUGGAAUGGAGGUAGUGAUCUCUAACCACCAUCAUCCCUGUGUGUUCCUCUGGACCUGACAGAGUAUCAUCAGUGUAUCUGGACUCUGUCCUUCUGCACAGUCUCUGCAGACACACUGAGACUCCUCCACUCCUUCUGCUCCACACUCAACCACCUCCUCCACCUGGACCUGGGUUUCACUUUGUCUUCAUUCAUUCAUAUAUUCUGAACCCAAAGUGCCUCUGCAGAUCAGUUCUGUUUAUGACAACAGAACUGUAGAUUAACACAUUUAAAUAGAUGUUUCUGCUUUGCUUUCUGUUGCAGCUCCACCCUGUGGAACGAUGGAGUUUUGCAGUUAAUUUCCACAUACUACUAAAUAUAUAUAUACCAUAUACAAUAUAUAUACCAAUACCAGCCGUUUUUCAUAUUAUAACAGAUUUGCUUGUAACAAACAGAAAGAAGUAGAUAAAACCUGAACCUGAGGCUUCAGUUUCUCAACUAACUACAAACAGAUUAUGUCUGGAUUUUGGUGGAAAGUCAGCUCCUUAAUAUUGUCUUUUGUAUGUGAUGUUUGAUGUAAAACAAAA